CGUGCUCGGGUCGGUCGCAGUAGGCCGACACCCGGAGGCAAUCGACCUCCUGCGGUACCAAAUUCCUACACACGGUCAACGGGAAUCAAGACAAAUAUCGAAGAAAAAGUCUGAAAAUGUCGAGCCUAAGAGGAUAUGCUCGCGAAGGCGAAAGAAUCGUAUUGAAAGAAAUAACCGCGACCCUUCAGAAUUCUUCGCCGAUUCAGCUCUCUCGACGAAAGAGCGGCAACGAUAGUCCCGUGACUGUCCCGAAGACAACAGAGCAUGAGAACAAGGUUCAUUUUGCCCGUGAGUUUGCCGAUGUAGGAUCGGUCACGGAAAAUCUAUGCUUGGCGCCGGAGAGUUGUCUGUCGUCAGUUAGCAGAUUACUCACGGAGCUUAGGGAUCGAACAAGACAAAGCAAAUUGCAAGCAGCGUUUAAUGACGUACACGAAAAGUACGAGCGACUUAAAAAAAUUGUAUCGAUAUAUGAAAGUGAGAAAACUGUAUUAAAAAAAAAUAUCCACGAAAAAGGAGAAACCAUAAAAACAUUGGAAACACGAUACGAUAAACUAGAAAAAGCUAAUUUGGAGUUGGAUGGAAUACGAAAACGUGAUGAAGAGGAAAUACUGAAGCGGCAUGCGAUGAUAAGGAGAGCAAAGCUUAAAAACAAUUUGCUCGCUAAGCUUGUAAAACAGGAAAGAGAGGAAAAAAAAGCACUCGCGGAAAUGGCUGAUUUGGAGUUGGAUGGAAUACGAAUGCAGAAUGAAGCUGAAAUACAGAAGCUGCAUGCGAUGAUAAAGAAAGCAAACGUUAAAAGCAAUUUGACCGCUGAGCUUUUAGAAAAUAAAACCAAGAUAUGCAACGAAUUCAAGGAAAUCCUAGACGGAAUUAUCGCCAGGAUUGAGAACGAUGACGACUUUGAAUGAAAAUUAAGUAUCGCGAUUAUGGCGCGACUAGUCUUUAUUUUUUUACUUGUCCUUACUAUCUUAAAUACAAACUUAAAUAUGUUAGAUACGAAAGUUAUAGUGUAAACACAUGUCGGUUAAAGGUACAAGCACCUAUAUAUUUGGUCAUUUUAAUGUCCUGUUUGCCAAAAAGCAAAUUUUUAAUGCAACUUGAUGAAUUUUACUAUUAAUUGUACUAAUGAGUACUGUCAAUCUAUUGGCCUGGUAUCGACCAGAAACAGUACGUUGGCUAGUUUUAACAUGCGAUCACUUGUACUUCCCGGUUUCCGCGGAAUAGUUCGAUUUUCAAGAUUAGACAUAAAUCUUUUUAUUGUGCGUGCCAACCCAGCAAACACAGAAUACACCGAGUAAGGUGUAUGCUGGGAAGUGUAUGCUGGGAAGUGUAUGCUGUGUUUGCUGGGAAGUUUGCGGCGUAUUGUUUAAAUUUUGGGUGACUCAUGCCAAUUCCUUUGCUUCGCAGGGCCUCCGCAACCGUCCAAAGUAAUUUCUAGAAAUAAGCAAGAAAAAUUAUA
Temnothorax curvispinosus is the source of this 1459-nucleotide messenger RNA. RefSeq lists its product as uncharacterized. The transcript is spliced from 5 exons. NCBI's taxonomy places the organism in Eukaryota, Metazoa, Arthropoda, Insecta, Hymenoptera, Formicidae. Bases 117 to 908 code for a protein of 263 amino acids. The record is from RefSeq and is a predicted model, not a curated record.